CAUUGCCUUUGCUCUCCGCACAGCGAGCGGACCUUUCUGGUCGCAGGCAGCUAAAGCUUUAAUAUAUCCGCAAGCAACACAACAGCAGAGAUGGGAUUACUUGUCACUGUCCUCCUGCACUGCACGGAGGUCUGAGGCAAACUCUAACAGAAAAUAGCAUCCUCUGGAAAAUAAGACAACUCAAGCCUUCAGGGCCAUGCCGUGCGUCCAGACCCAGUGCGGCUCCUCUCCACAAGGAGCCAGCCCGGCCUCUCAGAGCGCCGGCGGAGAGCGCAGCGGCGACUUCCUCACCCCGGAGUUUGUCAAGUUCAGCAUGGACCUUACUAACAGUGAACUCUCAGCUGCCACGUCGGGUCCCAGUUUUGGCCCUUUGGGUGACACUUAUGGCGCCGGGUACGACGUGAAGCCCCCGUGUCUCUUCCAAAUGCCGGUGCAGGGAGAGCUCCCGUGCGUCAAGGUGGAGGAUGCGCACGGGUGUCCGCGGUAUCAGCCGAAUCAGCACCACCCGCACCAGUCCGACGAGCUGCUCUCCUCCCCGGCCUCCGUAUAUUAUUACCGCUCCCCGUCGCCGCACACCCCCAUCACAUCCAACUUCCAAACUCCACCGGGACACAUAUGGGAGGACUCCGGCUCUCUGUACAGUUUUCGACAAGACUAUUUGGCGGCGGCGCACAGAAAAAACACGCUAUCCAGAUUGUCGUUGUUUUCACUAAAACACGCGCAACACGGCGGCCAGAGCUUGUCCACCUGCCGAAUGAAAUUUGACGGAUCGCUCCAUGUGUCGAUGAAUGUGGACGCAGCCGGAGCGCAUCAGCAGCUGGACAGCCCCGGGUUUUUGGGUUCCACUUCCCAAGGAAAGCAGCCCGGAGUGGGGUUUCCUCACCCGCUUCAGUUCGCCCACGGACACCACUUUAUGGACUAUCAGGCUUCUUGUGCUCCCAGCCGAGGACCGCUGAGCACGGAGGGGCUGUGCGCGGUGUGCGGGGAUAACGCAGCCUGCCAGCACUACGGAGUGCGCACCUGCGAGGGCUGCAAGGGUUUCUUCAAGCGCACAGUACAAAAAAAUGCCAAGUACGUGUGUUUGGCUGCCAAAAGCUGCCCAGUGGACAAACGCAGGAGGAACCGAUGCCAAUACUGUCGCUUCCAGAAGUGCCUUGUAGUGGGAAUGGUCAAAGAAGUGGUGAGAACAGACGGUCUGAAAGGUCGAAGGGGUCGUCUGCCGUCCAAACCUAAAACUCUUCCGGACUCGUCUUCCCCCGUUAGCACCCUCCUGAGUGCGCUCAUCAGGGCGCAUUUGGAAUCGAACCCUCCUCCUUCUCAUCUCGACUACUUCAAACUCAAGGAGAGUCCAGGAAGUCCACCGGGGGACGACGUUCAACAUGUGCGGCAGUUUUAUGACCUCCUGACCAGAUCGAUGGAGGUGAUUCGAGGUUGGGCGCAGAAGGUCCCAGGCUUCACAUCUCUCCCCAAACACGACCAAGACCUCCUCUUCUACUCGGCUUUCCUGGAGCUCUUUGUUUUGCGAUUGUCGUACAGAUCCAACCCAGAGGAAGGGAAGCUGGUCUUCUGCGACGGGUCGGUGUGGCACCGGCUCCAGUGCCUGCGGGGCUUCGGGGAGUGGAUCGACAGCAUCGUUGAAUUCUCCGCUAAUCUGCAGAGGAUGAACCUGGACGUGUCCACCUUCUCCUGCAUAUGCACACUCGCCCUGGUCACCGAGCGACACGGACUGAAGGAGCAGAAGAAAGUGGAGGAGCUGCAGAACAACAUCGUCAAGUGCUUGAAGGACGCCGACAGACUCUCGGACUGUUGGUCCAACCAUUUGUCCAAACUUUUAGAAAAACUGCGUGAACUUCGCACUCUGUGCAUCCAAGGCCUGCAGAGGAUUUUCUAUUUGAAGCUGGAGGAUUUGGUGCCGCCGCCUGCAGUAAUAGAUAAGUUAUUCCUCGACACGCUGCCAUUUUAGAGACAUAAGACAACAGGCUUUCUCCGGACUUCUCUGGAUUCGGUCAUUCCUGACAGUUUGACGUUUGUGCUCUGCAUAAAGUGACAUUUUGAAAUCUAAUAUCAAGUUGUUAAAUCACAUUUUUCUCGAAACAAGUAAAGAUGAGAAGAAAAACAAAUUUGUUUUCGAUAAUUGUGACCACCUUCUGGUAAGGAUCUUCAUAACAUCAAGCAAACUGCUUUGCAAAAUUCAGAUCAUGCGAGGAUCUGAAGGCCCAAUUUGGCCUCGCAACAAAGGAUAAAUACAUUUAAAGUCUGCC
This is a messenger RNA of Anarrhichthys ocellatus (wolf-eel), 2261 nucleotides long. RefSeq names its product nuclear receptor subfamily 4 group A member 2-like. NCBI's taxonomy places the organism in Eukaryota, Metazoa, Chordata, Actinopteri, Perciformes, Anarhichadidae. Gene Ontology annotation, biological process: central nervous system neuron differentiation; cellular response to corticotropin-releasing hormone stimulus; dopaminergic neuron differentiation. The record is from RefSeq and is a predicted model, not a curated record. The transcript has 8 exons. Gene Ontology annotation, molecular function: nuclear glucocorticoid receptor binding; RNA polymerase II cis-regulatory region sequence-specific DNA binding; nuclear receptor activity. Bases 197 to 1963 code for a protein of 588 amino acids. Gene Ontology annotation, cellular component: nucleus; transcription regulator complex.